AUGGUGAAUCUUCGAAUGGUUGGUGAGGUCGAUAAUAUGCAACUUCGGUUUGUGGGUUCAGUUUGUGGAUUGGGUUUGUGGAUUCGGGUUUUAGCAGGACAAUGUGUGCUAUACAGCUGGGGACGGGAAGGAAUGUUUCUCAGCGAACUUAAGACAAUUAUAGCAAAAACUGAAGAUGACGUUGUGGAAUCAAUCGCUGUCGACUCAGAUUUAGACUAUUCGAAUACGCUGAUAUCUCGGGAAAGGAAGACCUUAUGGACGCUUAAUCUGAAAGUCCUAUCCUUUAGCCUGCCGUCGAAAGAGAGUGCAAUGAACUUGGCGGACAGUGUGGAAAUCUAA
Molecule: messenger RNA, 339 nt
Organism: Loa loa (African eye worm)
Lineage: Eukaryota; Metazoa; Nematoda; Chromadorea; Rhabditida; Onchocercidae
Exons: 2
Coding region: 1-339 (112 amino acids)
Source: RefSeq, a predicted model, not a curated record